AUGGCACAAUUAGCUGAUAAGGUUCGACAUAUCGAACGCUUGAAAGCCGAAAAGACCAAAAUCGGUCGAUACCAUAAGAAAGAGAAAGUGUCUUAUAUAGCAGUUGAUGAAUACUCUUAUGACGAUGAAGAGUUUGUCGACAAAAGCGAGGUCAACAUGGGUGAGCUCAAGCAUGGACCUCCUUACACAUGUAAAGUAUUAAAACCAUCAAACGAGAAAAGUCCCAUCGAAGCAGAAAAAAUAGAUAAAUAUGUUGCUAGAACUUACAUGUUCGAUGUGUCUAAGUGUGACGAGAUAUUUGAUUUGUUAGUUAAAGAUGGUCAAAUUAUUAUUCCUCGGGGUUUAAAGGAACCCCCCUUUAGAACAGAAAAAGAAAAGGGGAUUUUGGAUUUGGUGCAGAAAGCUUUAAAAGAAGGCAAGCUUCAAUUUGGUGAAAGGCCAAAGAUGCAAGUGGACUCAGAUCCUAUGAAGGUUGAAGAAGCCUUGUACUAUGAACCUUUUGAAUGCAUGAUGGUGGAGUCUACUGAUGGUCCCAUGGAGCCCCUGGCUGCUGAGUCUCUAGAUGAAUCAUUUGAGUGUAUGAUUGUUGAAACUACUGACGGUUUCGACAAGAGAACUGAAGAUGAACUAGAGGUGGUUUAUCCUUAA
Lathyrus oleraceus (garden pea) is the source of this 648-nucleotide messenger RNA. RefSeq lists its product as uncharacterized. The record is from RefSeq and is a predicted model, not a curated record. NCBI's taxonomy places the organism in Eukaryota, Viridiplantae, Streptophyta, Magnoliopsida, Fabales, Fabaceae. The transcript is spliced from 2 exons. Bases 1 to 648 code for a protein of 215 amino acids.